Molecule: messenger RNA, 2163 nt
Organism: Syngnathus typhle (broad-nosed pipefish)
Lineage: Eukaryota; Metazoa; Chordata; Actinopteri; Syngnathiformes; Syngnathidae
Gene: upb1
Product: ureidopropionase, beta
Exons: 11
Coding region: 298-1344 (348 amino acids)
Molecular function (GO): beta-ureidopropionase activity
Source: RefSeq, a predicted model, not a curated record
GAGGGGAAAACACAACAAAAAGGCAAGCCAAGAGUGAGCUGUCGGAUGGAUUUAUUUACUUUUCAUCAGUUUCGACUCUGGAAAAUUGAGAGUAAUGCCUAUUUGUCAACAUCUGACCAAGAAAAGCCAUCUUAAAACUAGCAGGUGGCCGAACCAAGAUGGCUGUCAACACGCUACGUGCCCAGGACGUCUCUACAAAGAGGCCAAUUUGAAUCGUUGGAGACCACUUUGGAGACUUACAUCCCAAAAGAUGAGCUGAAAGAGGUUAAACGCAUCUUAUUUGGCAAGGAGACCAAGAUGUUGGAGCUCCCCUCGGACGCCCUGGAGGCUGCACGGCAAGGUGACUUUGAGCUGAAAGGCUAUAGCUUUGAGGCAACUGAAGAACAGCUGAGGCUGCCCAGAAGGAUUCGAGUGGGACUGAUUCAACAGCACAUUGUCCUACCCACAGAUGCGCCCAUCCUGGACCAGGUCAAUGCUAUGCACAACCGGAUCGGGCAAAUAGUGGAAGUAGCGGCCAAGUGCGGUGUGAACAUUGUCUGCUUUCAGGAAACGUGGACCAUGCCGUUUGCUUUCUGCACCCGUGAGAAAGAACCAUGGACGGAAUUUGCAGAAUCUGCCGAGAAUGGAAAUACCACACGUUUCUGCCAGAAGCUGGCCAAAAAAUACAACAUGGUAAUCGUUUCUCCAAUUUUGGAGCGGGACGAGAUGCACAACACUCUGUGGAACACGGCGGUGGUGAUAUCCAACUCUGGAAAUGUGCUGGGGAAGAGCAGGAAGAAUCAUAUCCCGAGAAUUGGAGACUUUAACGAGUCGACAUAUUAUAUGGAAGGUGACACUGGCCACACAGUGUUCCAGACACAAUUUGGGAAGAUAGCCAUUAAUAUCUGCUACGGGCGCCAUCACCCCCUCAACUGGUUCAUGUACAGUAUGAAUGGAGCUGAGAUCAUCUUUAACCCUUCUGCUACCGUUGGUGCCCUAAGCGAACCCAUGUGGCCUAUUGAGGCCAGGAAUGCAGCCGUAGCAAACCACUGUUUUACCUGUGCAAUUAAUCGAGUUGGGACAGAGCAUUUCAAAAGUGAAUUUACAUCUGGUGACGGACAAAAAGCUCGCCAUGACUUUGGCCACUUCUAUGGAUCGAGUUAUGUGGCCGCCCCUGAUGGAAGCCGCACCCCGGGGCUUUCUCGAACUCGUGAUGGACUAUUGGUAGUUGAAAUGGACCUCAAUCUGAACCGUCAAAUUAGUGACAAAUGGAGUUUCAAGAUGACUGGGCGUUACCCUGAGUAUGCUGAGGCUCUUACCAAUGCCGUCAGACAUGACUUCCAACCACAAAUAGUGAAGGAAUAAAUGAAAAGAGAAAUCUAAAAAUCCAUUUAAGAUAUUCUCGAUUUAGGACCAAAAUUGUUCCAUGGUCAUUACAUUGUGGCCAACCAUAGCAAAACCUUUACCCGUUUUUAAUUUUUUUUCCAGAGGACAUUAAGAAACUGAAAAAGCGCCCAUUUCUGACUUGACAAAAAUAUAUUUUCUCAAAGUAUAAGACAAGCCUGACAUCGGAUGCACAUAAAAUAGUUUUAUGUCCGUGGUCCGUUAUUUUCAUAUCUGGGACUUAUAAUUACAAUCACAACAUGUUAGGGUGGUGCUCACUCUAACUUAUUUUGCAAGAACCACACUGGAGACAAGUUAGUCGUUUUAGACACCUGCAGGCGGAGAGUUCACUCGUCGCUGUGCUUACAGCGAUGGUCGAAUGAAGUCUGACUCAGGCCUCGUCAGGUGCUUAUUUAUUGAGAGAAACAGAGUGGGGUUGAAAGUGGGGGUGUGGGAACACACAGGAUAGGGUGAAGACGCUCCCCUGCUGAUCAAAGCAUAGCAGGGGGCCUUUUACGACUUUCUGUAAACAAAGCAACUUUGAUUGCUUCCUCUGCGUCUAGUCAAUCAGUUGAAAAGAUCUUAUCACUUUGGUCAACUACUUUUGUCUAGACAGGACAAGCUAGUUAAAUUAUUACAGGUUACAUUCCAACAUAAUCAUACGAUGAAGAUAUUCUGCAAACCCUAACACAACAUAUGUUCUCUUAAAAAUCACAAGCAUCACAAGUGUAGGAUUAAAUGUUUAAUUUAAACAACAUAAUUGUGCGUGAAAAGUGUAGUGCAAUGACAUUCGCAAGAAAA